This is a messenger RNA of Styela clava, 1830 nucleotides long. Lineage: Eukaryota; Metazoa; Chordata; Ascidiacea; Stolidobranchia; Styelidae. The record is from RefSeq and is a predicted model, not a curated record.
AUGGAAAUGCUCUUGUUAGGUCUCGCUCCACUGAAAUAUAACAAUGUAAGACAACAAGCUGCUAAACAACAGACUAUAAAGCGAACCGAGAUCGCAGUCUCAUCUCCCAAUAUUAUGAAGCAAACAAAUGUUAGCAAAGAAUUUUGCGCAGCAUCUUCUGAUCUUGUUAAAAUUCGUUAUAGAAUGGAUGAGAUUGUUGAGGUGUCAGAAAAUCACAAGCUGUUAAGAAAAAUUUCUGAUGCUCUGACAAAAAUUUUUGUCAAACGUGAGAGUACUCAACACUACUCAAGGCUGAUAGAGGAAACACCGAAUGAUGAAGAUAGAGAGAAUGUCCUUCUCAAAUUAGUAAACUGCUUUCACGAAGGAGAAGAAUUUCAUGCUCACCUUGGACGAUUUUAUGGAAAGACCGAGCAAUUUGAAAAAGGGGAAAAGUAUCUUAAACAAGCGAUAACACUGGCACUUAAAAAGCAAAAAGGAAAUAAAGAUUCGGUACUAUAUAGAAUUUAUACUAUGCUUGGCUAUUUCUAUAAGGAUCAACUGCGACACACAAUACUCUUGGAUCUUUCAGAAGAAUCUAGAAGUCAAAGUAUACUCAAGAUUGCAAGGACGUCUAUCAAAAAUUUCAAUAAAGCUGGACACCACAGUCACAGAGGACAUCAUAUGUCUUACAUCUAUAUGGGAGAACUUAAGGUCAGAAUGCAAGUGACUGAAUAUGUAAAUAACAUUAGUGGAGGGAACGUUACUUCUUUACAGAAAUACAUGGCACCAAUUCCAGAGCUGGGUGUAUUCGCACUUGGUUCAUUUAGUCGCUGUGAUGAACUUUUGUCAUUAUGUCUGAUGUCAGCUGACGAGUACGAAAUUGACUUAUGGAGAGUUGAUAAAUGUGUCCGACAAUUCAUAAAAUGCUUUGAAAACUUCAAAGAAUAUCUAGAAAAGUGGAUUGAUAAAGUUGAUACUUUUUCCAGAGCAAGAUGUAAAAUCGCCAUUUUCAAGGCAUUCGUUAACAAGGAGUACAAUUAUGCAAGCAGACAUGAAAUUCAAAACAAGCAUAAGGAAAAACUGAAUGAAAUGGUCCAAUGGUACGAAGAGUGUUUCAAUGAAGCCAGAAAACUAAAAUUGGAUGAUCCUAUUUCAUUACAUGUAACAGACUGGCUUAAUGUCAUACGUCAUUUAGACUUCAACAAAGAAUACAUCUUAUCAGAGGUAAAAUCGACAAUAGAUUGGUGGUCAUCACGAAAAAAGAGAAGGGAUCACUGGCAAACUAUUACCAAUACGUUCUUACCGUGUGUAGCAAACUACCACAGGCAGCAAAUUGAUAAUCUAAGAGAAGAUAUGAGAAAGAGCAUUGUGUACCAUGUUAACAAAAGCAUAUCACUAGAAUGGCUUGCAAAAGCAGACAAUAAAAACUCAAUUCGUAAGAUUAUUCACCGAAGAACACUUGGAAAAUGGAAUGGGAAAUUUUGGAGUUCUAAGGAGAGCAUUUCCAAGCUACAAGUAUGCACUGGAGAAAUCAGUGACUGUAGGAUCCACAGAGGUAUAAUAAAUAUGGAUACCAACAAAGAAAUCAAAUUGAAACUUUAUUUCAAUCCACAGAGAUAUGGAUUUCACAGCAGUGACUCUAACCAGGGAAGAAGGGUUGAAUUCUUUGUUGGUUUUAACAUAAAGAGAGGGGCUGAAGCAUACCAAGUGAAGGAGCUCAAUAAAUAUUCUUGUCUUUCCUGCAAAGAACUUAUAGAAAUUUCAACACUUGGACAAGAUGAACCUUCAGCAGCAUGUUCGAAGUGCGGAGAACUUGUGUUCGUUAAAUCCAUGGAUGAACUACCGCUAUGA